This is a messenger RNA of Talpa occidentalis (Iberian mole), 3191 nucleotides long. RefSeq names its product spermine synthase (gene SMS). Gene Ontology annotation, biological process: spermine biosynthetic process. NCBI's taxonomy places the organism in Eukaryota, Metazoa, Chordata, Mammalia, Eulipotyphla, Talpidae. The record is from RefSeq and is a predicted model, not a curated record. Bases 58 to 1158 code for a protein of 366 amino acids. The transcript has 11 exons. Gene Ontology annotation, molecular function: spermine synthase activity.
GCGGCCCCCAGCCUCCCGCGCCGCCCCCCCAGGCAUGGCCCAGGGCCUCGCCGCACUAUGGCAGCAGCACGGCACAGCACGCUCGACUUCAAGCUCGGCGCCAAAGCUGAUGGAGAGACCAUUCUGAAAGGUCUCCAGUCCAUUUUCCAGGAGCAGGGCAUGACAGAGUCAGUGCACACCUGGCAGGACCAUGGCUACUUAGCAACCUACAUAAACAAAAAUGGCAGCUUUGCCAACUUGAGAAUAUACCCACAUGGAUUGGUGUUGCUGGACCUUCAGAGCUACGAGGGUGACGCGCAAGGCAAAGAAGAAGUUGAAAGUCUUUUGAACAGAGUAGAAGAAAGAAUGAAAGAACUGAGUCAGGACAUUGCUGGCCAAGUGAAGCGAUUGCCACCCAUAGUUCGUGGAGGGGCUAUAGACAGAUACUGGCCCACUGCUGAUGGCCGCCUGGUUGAGUAUGACAUAGAUGAAGUGGUAUAUGAUGAAGACUCGCCAUAUCAGAACAUCAAAAUCCUGCACUCGAAGCAAUUUGGGAAUAUUCUCAUCCUUAGUGGGGAUGUCAAUUUGGCAGAGAGUGAUUUGGCGUAUACACGGGCCAUCAUGGGCAGUGGCAAAGAAGAUUACACUGGCAAAGACGUUCUGAUUCUGGGAGGUGGAGAUGGGGGCAUAUUAUGUGAAAUAGUCAAACUGAAACCAAAGAUGGUCACGAUGGUAGAGAUUGACCAAAUGGUGAUUGAUGGAUGUAAGAAAUACAUGCGAAAAACGUGUGGCGACGUCUUAGACAAUCUUAAAGGAGACUGCUAUCAGGUUCUAAUAGAAGACUGUAUUCCAGUACUGAAGAGGUACGCCAAAGAAGGGAGGGAGUUUGACUAUGUGAUUAAUGAUUUGACUGCUGUUCCGAUCUCCACAUCUCCAGAAGAAGAUUCCACAUGGGAAUUUCUCAGACUGAUUCUUGACCUCUCAAUGAAAGUACUGAAACAGGAUGGGAAAUAUUUUACACAGGGGAACUGUGUCAAUUUGACUGAAGCCCUGUCACUCUAUGAAGAACAGCUCGGACACCUGUAUUGUCCUGUGGAAUUCUCAAAGGAAACCGUCUGUGUCCCUUCAUACUUGGAAUUGUGGGUUUUCUACACUGUUUGGAAGAAGGCUAAACCUUGAAGGUCGGCUCGCUCUGAUCACGCGUGCUGCAGACGGUCCUCCUGACCUUCACACGCUAUACAUGACAUCGAAACAAGUCAGGCAAUUGAUUGUGAAUUCCUUCCAGUUUUCUUUUUUUAAUUAUUAUUUUUAAUUUAAAAAAAGCGAAUGGAAAAUGUAUAUUUUGAUGAGCUAGGGUGUUAUUUUUUGAAAGUCAGCUGAAGGAUGAUUAGACACCACAGCGAAAGCUGCUAAAUGCACUGAAACCCUAGAAUGUGAUUUUUGUUACUUUUUUUUUCUGUGUGGGCCUCUUUUUUUUUUUUUGUUCGUUCGUUUGUUUGGUAGCCUUUCAAUUUGCUUGUUUGGAGGAAUGGACAUCAUUGUUUUUAUUCUGGAGGGAAGUUCUUGUUGGUGUUUCUUUUCCCAAAAAUUGACUUAAAGAUUAAAAUUUGGUGCUUACAAGAAAGUUAAAAAAAAAAAGAGAAUACCAAUGAAUCAAUUAAAAUCACAAAAGAAAUUGUGCGUGUGUGUGCUGUUUUAUUUCAGUUUUUAUUUCAGUCCAGUCCCCUCCAUCUAGCUUCUGAUCUCACAGAACAAAGGUGUCUCCUGGUCUUUUUUUUAGUUUGGUUAUAUCACUCAGUACCAUUUAUCUCUUUAUAAUAGGAUGGCCUUAGGGCCUUUUUUGAACAGAAGUAAUGACUUCAUUUACCACUGGAGGUAAAUGAUACACAGGCUAUUACAUCCACCAGUUCUUCAUUACAAAAUUGACCUGAGGAUAGGGAACGAUUUGGCCUCACUAUAAAGUUGAAAGUCAAAAGUGGAAUAAAGAUCAUUUUGGAUUCCUGCUGUGAAUUUUGGGCAAGGUGUUUGGAUGCAGAGAUAGCGAUAAAUUUGGCUGGAGGGACCCAUGACGUGCACCUCGAACAUGAGGAAAGUGCAUGUAACUAACAACGUGGCAGUGGAUUUGUGGUAAUAAUCCACAUCAAGAUUGAAUAUUGAGCUGUCCGAUAAUCACUGAGUAUUGUUUAUAUGAAAGGUUUUUGCUUUAUCAAUGGGAUAGGUUCAUUUAUGGUGAAUUUGCAGUAAGCCUUAAAAACGAAAUAUUCAGUGCCUGUUUUGAGAUAGAAUAUUUGUCAACUCAGAACAUUUUUCCUCCCAUGAUAGGUUCUUGGUAUAUGAUAGAUACCCUUUAAAAAUGAGUGUGUCUACUCCCCCCCCUCUUGUUUCUUACUAGACUGGCACAGGAGAAGAAACGACAUAGAAUAAGAGGAGUUAGUCAUGUGCAAACUAGAUAGGCUUUCAACAAAUUUCUCUUGGUUGAAAACAGCAUAGGUAAACAUGAAGAAUCUACCCACCCCCCUUGGAAUUGUCUACCAUGCUUUGCAAAGGUUCUGUAUACUGUGAGAUUGAAAACAAUGGUUACUGUUACUGUUAGUAUACCAUUUUGGAUUGAUAGAAUGGUUUCCAUUUUAGAAAAGAUGCCUGAAUAUGGUGUUAUUAAUUUGUAGGCAUAACUUUAUACUUGAAGACUGGCUUGAUGCCAAGGCUAAAUCCACGGAUAAAUCUGGUGACAUAUAGGUCCUGCCUGCCAAGAGCCUAAAGUUAGAAAUGAGGUAAAUCAAGUUGUGCCAUGCCACAUGCUAUACAUUUGGGAAUGGGUAAGGGUAUGGGAAGAAGAAAGGAAUGGAAAUGUUUUUUUAUUUGGGGUGAUGAUAAAUUCUGACUCUACUCAUUUCGUUGUAUUGGAGAAAGGAUGCUACCUGUUUUGAACAUCUCUUUGUAAUUAUUUUAAAAGAAAAGCUUGCAAGUUGAACUCUAAAAACAGCUACAUUUUGCUGCAUUGUAAGGAAAUGUUCUAGGAUCCAGCCAUUGCUGUUUUACUUAAAGUGGCUGUCGUGUCAGAAUGUUAUGGUCGCCUUUAUGAUUUAAAACAGUAUACCCUAUUAUCAUAGACCUACUUUUUAGUUAAAGACAAGUCACAUAGUUGUUUAAAUUCUAUUCAACACACCAGAUAUCAAGAAUUGGUUUACUGGGCCUCCCCGGUGUGCAGCGGU